Messenger RNA from Glycine soja, 3041 nucleotides. RefSeq names its product DNA repair protein RAD4. The coding region runs from base 99 to 2879 and encodes 926 amino acids. Gene Ontology annotation, molecular function: single-stranded DNA binding; damaged DNA binding. Gene Ontology annotation, biological process: mismatch repair; nucleotide-excision repair. The transcript has 14 exons. The record is from RefSeq and is a predicted model, not a curated record. Gene Ontology annotation, cellular component: cytoplasm; nucleus; XPC complex. NCBI's taxonomy places the organism in Eukaryota, Viridiplantae, Streptophyta, Magnoliopsida, Fabales, Fabaceae.
UUUUCCGUCCUUUUCAUUUUGCGUUGGUUCCCAAAAGACUCUAAACAGUUUUGGGCGCGACGCCCUUCAUUUCCGUUCUCCGAAGAAGAAGAAGAAGAAUGCCACGCAGAGGAGGCGGUUCUCAGCGGAAGAAGCAACCCUUAGCUUCAACCUCAGAAAAUCAAACUGGGGCCCAGCAAAACUCAGAAGGUGGAAACAGAUUUCAAUCACCUAGUGAUAAUGGAACACUGACCGAAAUAUCUCGAGAGGCUGUUGGAAAUCUUAUACGCCGUGCUAAUAAAGUUGGCAUUUCCAGGAAAAAGAAGACGCCUGAGUUUGAGCCAGAACAAAAUGGAACCCAAGUCUUGGCUCCAAUGCUCAAACAAAAGACUUCAGAGAUUGGACAUUGUGGUAGAAAUUCCAUGGAAAACGCUUCUGCAGAGGAGAAAUGUGGUAAUUCAGGCCUGCACUGCUUCGAUAACAAGGAAGAACUGGAUGACUCAGAUUGGGAAGAUGGUACAGUUGCCAGGGAUGAUCAUCCUGUGACAAUUGAAUUGAAUAUGACCGCUCAUUCAACUGUACAGAAACAAAUUCGUCGAGCUUCUGCUGAAGAUAAGGACUUGGCUGAACUUGUACACAAGAUUCAUUUGCUUUGUUUACUUGCUCGAGGAAGAUUAAUAGACAAUGCUUGUGAUGAUCCUCUUAUUCAGGCUUCUUUGCUUUCUCUACUUCCAGCACAGUUGCUCCAGCUAUCAAAUGUCACAAAACUCACCUCAAAUGCUCUAUAUCCUUUAAUAUCAUGGUUCCACGAUAAUUUCCAUGUUAAAAACUGUACAAAUAGAGAAACUUCUCCGCACUUUGGUCUGGCAUCAGCUUUGGAAUCACAUGAAGGUAGUUCUGAAGAGAUUGCAGCUUUAUCAGUGGCUCUAUUAAGAGCUUUAAAUCUUACAGCCAGGUUUGUGUCCAUUUUGGAUGUUGCCCCUCUUAAACCAGUUCAAGUUGCAAGUGGGUCUAGUAAUGGCAUAUUUAAAACUUCUACACCAAUGAUAUCUAAGCGAAAAUUGGAUUUUAAGUCACCUCAAGAAUCAAUAUCUUGUAAUGAGAUAGAAAAUGUCUGUGAAAGUUCUCUUGUGCAUUCACGGAAAAGUAAGAAAUGUCAUGCGACAAACCACACGGAUCAGUCUAGUGAUCCUCCUGUUGUUGAUGUAAGAAAUGAUAGUGUUGCUAACUCAAAAGCUUCAGAGACACGAGAUAGUAACUCGGAAUUGUGUCUCACUGACAAAUCUCAUAAAUCAAAGAGGAAAGGGGAUAUUGAAUUUGAGAUGCAGUUGGAAAUGGCUCUUUCUGCUACAACAGUUGAAUGUAAGGACAGUAAAACUGAGGCAAGUGCAAAUCCUGAUUCAUCGAGUUUUUCUUGUCCAUCAAAAAGAGUGAAAAGGGUUAUCGGUGAAGACUCUUCAACCUCCCCCCAAGUAAUUUCUACAGCAAUUGGAUCAAUGAAAGUAGGAUCUCCUCUGUAUUGGGCAGAAGUAUAUUGCAGUGAAGAAAAUUUGACUGGAAAGUGGGUGCAUGUUGAUGCUUUGAAUUUGAUUAUUGAUGGAGAGGACAAGGUUGAAUCCAUGGUAGCAGCAUGCAAAACAUCUUUGAGAUAUGUUGUUGCUUUUGCUGGGCAAGGGGCCAAAGAUGUGACCCGCAGGUACUGUAUGAAGUGGUACAAGAUAGCAUCACAUCGAGUUAAUUCAACAUGGUGGGAUUCGGUGUUGAAACCAUUGAGAGACUUAGAGUCUGGGGCAACUGGAGGUGUGGCUCAUUUAGGAACAAACCAAAUCAUUUCUACAGAAUCCAACAUGAAUGAUUCUGUUGUCCCUACAAGGAGCUCUAUUGAGGAUAUUGAGUUGGAAACCAGGGCAUUAACUGAACCUCUUCCAACCAAUCAGCAGGCCUACAAAAGUCAUCCACUUUAUGCCAUAGAAAAAUGGCUUACAAAGUAUCAAGUACUUCAUCCAAAGGGUCCAGUUCUGGGCUUUUGUUCAGGUCACCCAGUUUACCCUAGGACUUGUGUGCAAACAGUUAAGACAAAAGAGAGAUGGCUGCGGGAAGGGCUGCAGGUUAAACCCAAUGAACAUCCUGUGAAGGAUCUUCAACGUUCCAUGAAGCCUCAAAAAGUACAAGAUUCUGAAGCUGAUGACUAUGGCUGCACUGAUUCUAUUGAACAAAUUAAACUUUAUGGGAAGUGGCAACUGGAACCAUUAAAUCUACCUCAUGCUGUGAAUGGGAUAGUUCCCAAGAACGAGCGAGGUCAAGUAGACGUUUGGUCUGAGAAAUGUCUUCCGCCAGGGACUGUACACUUAAGGUUUCCAAAGGCAUUUUCUGUUGCCAAGAGACUUGAAAUUGAUUAUGCACCUGCUAUGGUUGGUUUUGAAUUUAAAAAUGGCCGUUCAUAUCCUGUCUUUGAUGGUAUUGUGGUGUGUGCUGAGUUCAAGGAUGUACUGCUAGAGGCAUAUGCAGAGGAAGAAGAAAGGCGACAAGCUGAAGAAAAGAAACGGGAUGAAACACAGGCCCUUAGUCGGUGGUACCAGCUUCUUUCUUCUAUCGUAACUCGUCAAAGGUUAAAUAAUCGUUAUAUUAAUAACAGUUUGUCUUCAGACAAACUAACUGGUGUCCUAUGUAUAAAUAAUGAUGAGUCAAGUGCGACAGUAUGCGAUAAUAAUGACAAGAGUCCGAACCAAAGAGACCAACAGGUGGACAAAUGUGAUACUAAUGUUGAUGUUUCAUUAAGCACUUCAGUAAAAGAUCAUGAGCAUGUGUUUUUGAAAGAGUACGAAAGCUUUGAUGAGGGAACUUCUCUAUUGACAAAGCGAUGUCAAUGUGGAUUUUCAGUCCAAGUAGAAGAACUAUAGUAUUCAUUAAUAACUUUCUGCUUAGAUGUAUAACUCUCUGUCUAUAUGAUGCUUUAAUCAAUGCAAGACAUUAGUAUUUUCCUUUUAUCCCUAGUUUUGUAGUUUCUGAAACUCAUGUCAUUGCUUUAGUGUCUUGGAAUUGGAUAACUUUGGCACAAUAAA